CCGGCGCAAACCGUUGAAACCCACUGUCCUCCGCUGCUAUCCCGUCCCGUCCCAUCCCGGCCCCGUGGAGGAGAGGAAACGCCGCCACCGCACCGCAGCACUCUCUCUGCUGCCCGCUUAUCCGCACGGUAACAUGGUUUGCAAGGCUGGGCUGCAGUAGCCAAGGGCCAGCCAGCCAUCCAGCAAGCCAGCCAGCCAGUCAGUCAGUCCGUCGGUGCGCGCGUGUGUGUGAGUGUAUAUGUGUGUGUGUGCGUGUGUAUGUGUGUGAGUGUGCUGUAAGAAGCAGCAGCGGCCAGCCGGACAGCUCCUUCAGCCCAGGCGCCGUAUCCAGCAGGAGCACCGGGCGGGACGCAUCCGGAGCUCACCGAGCAUCGCUGCAUCUUCUCCCCCGGCCCUCCUGCCCACCGGCCCCGCUGAUUCGGAGCAGGGAUCCCCCCCUACCCCACCCCCUCUUCCUCCUCACCACCACUACCAUCUCUGUCGGAUCGGGUUUGAAAAGCGGCCUGGCUGGUGUUGUAGUCGCUGCUGUUGUCAAGGAAAUCAAGCAUCCUGUCCCGUUGCCAUGGGGAAACAGAACAGCAAGCUGCGGCCGGAGAUGCUGCAGGACCUCCGGGAGAAUACCGAGUUCUCCGACCAUGAACUGCAGGAGUGGUACAAGGGCUUCCUGAAGGACUGUCCCAGUGGAAACCUGAACGUGGAGGAGUUCAAGAAGAUCUACGCCAACUUCUUCCCCUACGGCGAUGCGUCCAAGUUCGCCGAGCACGUUUUCCGCACGUUUGACACCAACGGCGACGGGACAAUAGACUUCCGGGAGUUCAUCAUUGCCUUAAGCGUGACGUCACGAGGCAAGCUGGAGCAGAAGCUGAAGUGGGCCUUCAGUAUGUAUGACCUGGAUGGAAAUGGGUACAUCAGCCGCGAGGAGAUGCUGGAAAUCGUACAGGCCAUCUACAAGAUGGUGUCAUCUGUGAUGAAGAUGCCAGAGGACGAAUCCACGCCGGAGAAGAGGACGGAUAAGAUCUUCAGACAAAUGGACCUCAAUAAUGAUGGCAAAUUGUCCCUGGAGGAGUUCAUCAAAGGUGCCAAAAGCGACCCCUCUAUUGUACGGCUACUCCAGUGCGAUCCCAGCUCAGCCUCCCAGUUCUGAGCCCCGCCGCGUCCCCUUCCUCACCCCCCUCUGUUGCUAUUGAAACAGUUGCUAAAAUCAAUGCAUGAUGGUUCUCGUCUCUCAUAUCAUUUCUUUUCUUCUUCUUUUUUUUUUUUUGUUGUGUGCAAGAUGGAGGAAGAAUUUUAAGGAGGAUAAAAGAAAUAUCCGCAUUAUCAUUUCACUCUCUUUUUGUUUGUUUUUGAGAAACGAGGGAACGCUCAUACAUUAAUGAUCAGUCAACAGAGAACACAGUUUUGCCAGGGAGUCUGCUAAUGUUCUGGAUUUGCUCUCUCGCUCUCUGGAAUGUAGGAUUUCCAGCAAGUUGAUGAAGUUUUUUUUUUUUUUUGUCUUUUUUUUUUGUCUUUUUUUUUUU
Molecule: messenger RNA, 1517 nt
Organism: Myripristis murdjan (pinecone soldierfish)
Lineage: Eukaryota; Metazoa; Chordata; Actinopteri; Holocentriformes; Holocentridae
Product: hippocalcin-like protein 1
Exons: 5
Coding region: 563-1144 (193 amino acids)
Molecular function (GO): calcium ion binding
Source: RefSeq, a predicted model, not a curated record